UAAACAUUUGUUUACAGAACUGUUUGUAGCAACAAGCAUGCUUCAUAUAAAGUCAGCGCAGGAACGGUCUUAUCAUCUGCUUGUCUUUCACGGAUCAGUUUUACCCGUGAUCGUCGUUAGUAGUGUAUUGCUUAAUAUUGUUGACAGUUAAAUUACCUAACUGUAGUGAUGGGUGUUGUAGACGGCAUCAAAUCGGCUUCCCUCUUUGGAAAGUUAGCAUUCUUUUUGUUGGCUGUAGCUUUGCUGUUUGUCUAUAUCGCAUUCACCACGACAGGGUGGGGAGAAAAUGCGUCGGGGACGCAUUGGGGGUUAUGGCGAAUAUGUGGCAACAACGAGUACAUCCCUGGGUGUACCCCAGUCGACGGAUGGGCUCUAGAUUGGUACGCCGCCACCCAAGCUUUGGCUAUAUUCGGCUUCGUGGGAAUCAACGUCGCCUUCUUGUUGGUAUGCCUUCUUCUCUUCACGUCUCAAUGUGGGGGCAACAAAGAGGUCGGCAUGGGCGCCGCCAUCAUCUGCCUCAUCACAGGCGUCCUGCUGCUGAUUGGGUGUAUUGUAUUCGGUGCAAAGUUUGACGAUCGCUACAUCGACCAAUUUCCAACGAAUAAACACAAACUAUCUUACUCAUUCGGACUAGCUCUUGUUGCCAGUAUACUGGAAAUCGUGGCGGGAGUUUUCAUGCUGGUGGACGGACUAGGGAAAGGAACCUCACCUUCCGGCUAAUCAACCUGGUGUGCAUGUAGAACGUUAAAUAAUUAAAUAAACGUGUUAGAUACAACGACUGAACUAAAACUGUGUUUCCUAAUACUAAACAGCAUAGAGUGUUUAUUCAAAGACGUUUGUCGACAUCCGUCCUCAUGUACAUGAAAGUGUGAUAUAGUACCCGAGUUUGAGCUCCUCCCCAUAGUGGCAUUGUAAUACUGUGUGGAGGAUGUAGGAUAUCAUGUGCUUGCUGUUUGUGCAUCAUCUAGAAUCCUACACGUGUUACAAUGUAACACUUGUGAUAAUAUUUAUAAAAAAAUAUUUAUAUUUUCUAAAUAAAUCAUAAUGUGCUAUAAAAUAUGAGUGUAUACUUCUGUUUUUAAAUAAGCACAGAACAUUUAUAUUAUGUAUAUAAAUGUAUAUAUUUAUUAGUACUGGCGGUGGAAUGUCAAAUAUGCAUUAUCGAUAGUGUGACGUCAUUGUCUCUCAGCUAUGAUACCCCCUUAAUGUGUCAACCAUGAAAGUAUAUAUUCUUUUAGUUGUUGCUUUUUUUUUAAAUACAAAGUAACAAAAUGUAGUUUAUUUGUGAGAUCGCAUAAAAUGAUAUGUAAGAAUUUGGCGUAUGUCUUAUUCAGGUUAAAUUUAGAAGUAAAUGAGCCAAGCGUAAGCUUAGUUGUUACAUAUUCCACACUUAGACUACAUUUUGCAUGAUAAUUAUUCAAUUCUUUUCACUUGUAAAACAACUCUGUACAUGUGUAUGAUUAUUGACGUCUUUUUGUCCAUUUGUAAUCUAAUAGAAAUUUUUACUGUUUAAACAAUCUUCAUAAUUGAGGAAAUAAAGAGAAUAAUAACAAUUC
Pecten maximus is the source of this 1556-nucleotide messenger RNA. RefSeq lists its product as uncharacterized. Gene Ontology annotation, cellular component: plasma membrane. The transcript has 3 exons. The record is from RefSeq and is a predicted model, not a curated record. Lineage: Eukaryota; Metazoa; Mollusca; Bivalvia; Pectinida; Pectinidae. The coding region runs from base 169 to 720 and encodes 183 amino acids.